Diplodia corticola is the source of this 3654-nucleotide messenger RNA. Its product is annotated as ef hand domain-containing protein. Gene Ontology annotation, cellular component: cytosol; intracellular membrane-bounded organelle; membrane. Bases 1 to 3654 code for a protein of 1217 amino acids. The record is from RefSeq and is a predicted model, not a curated record. The transcript has a single exon. Gene Ontology annotation, molecular function: calcium ion binding; zinc ion binding. Lineage: Eukaryota; Fungi; Ascomycota; Dothideomycetes; Botryosphaeriales; Botryosphaeriaceae.
AUGGCUUCAACCACCUCCGCCUUGUCGCGAUACCGCCCCGUCGUGCUGGCCCUCGCCGGAGCUGCCGCCGCCUUCUCCGCCUACCUCGUCUGGUCCACCCUCACCGCCGAGCCCGCCCAGGGCCUCCAACGCAGCAACGCCGUCCAUCGUCGCCGCAAUCCGCGACGCCGCACCCGCUCCCACCACGACGAUGCCGACGCCGAUGCCCGCACCGACGCUACCGAUUCCGCACCCCCCUACGGCGUCUUCGUCGUUGAGGACGCCGACAACCAUGGGCAUCGCCACCGCUUCCCGCUCUUCCCGGGAAGGCUGCCUGACGUUGAUUGGUUCCGACGCGUCUGCCACCAUGAGCAGUGGAUGGCCGAGGAGCUGGCUGAAGAGGCCCAGCGCCAGUUCCUGGACAAUUAUCUGGAGCGCGAAUUCGAUGCCUCCAACCACCUCUCGAGGCGCCACGAAUCCGAUCGUAUCUACCGUCGCCUCCUCACCUGGGGUCUCCCACGCGCUCAGAUCACGGCUGCCUUCGGAAGACUCUACCGCAGGAUCGCUGAUACCGCCCAGACCGACGGCACACAGGACCUAGCCAUUGCUGCCAAUGACGAUGAGACCGAGGCCGCCUCAUGGCACGAGGCUGAGUCGCAAGGUGGCGCCAUGGCAGUCAACGACCAGAACGGCGACGGCCACGCUCUCCGGAGGACACUGUACUACAUUGCCGAAGAUCAGGCGCGACAGAAGGGCAUUGUCCAUCGCGGAAUCACUUGCGAUGGCUGCAGCACCACGCCCAUUCGGGGCAUCCGUUGGCGCUGCACCAACUGUAUAGACUACGACCUGUGCUCCGAUUGCGAAGCUACCAACAUCCAUCCCAAGACACACAUGUUCCAGAAGGUCAAGGUCCCUGCCAGGUACCUGGGAUACACUCGCAAUCCCAUGCCAGUGUAUUUCCCAGGCAAUCCAGGCUAUAUGCCGUCCAUUGUGCCCAACGCCGUGAGGAAAAGCCUGGAGGAACAGACGCAGUACGAGCCCGAAGAGAUCGAUGGCCUUUGGGAGCAAUUCACCUGUCUUGCCAACGUCCAAUGGGACGAGGAUCCGGAAAAACUGGGCGCAGCCAUCGAUAGGCGCGCUUUUGACAAAUCUUUCGUGCCCAGGUAUACUGCAAACAUCCCCGCUCCCAAUCUUGUCUACGACCGUGUUUUUGCCUUCUUCGACAGCAACGGGGACGGCUUGAUUGGUUUCAAGGAAUUCGUCCUCGGCAUGAACUUCAUCCGCAUGAGUCCACACAGCCGCGCGAAACUACACAAGAUCUUUGAAUGCUACGACAUCGACGGCGACGGCUAUGUGACCAGAAAGGAUUUCCUGCGCAUCUUCCGCGCGUAUUACAACAUCCUCCGUGAGAAAACCAGGGACAUGCUGAUGGUUGCUGAAGAGCAUCUCAGUGUAGCUGGCGCUAUGGACACAAUCGAGUCGAGCCAGCCUUUGAGCUCUGCUUUCCUUGGCGGACCAAACUUCAACAGGCAGAGACCCAAUGCAGCGCUACAAAAAACGUUUGAUCGCUUCGGAGAUCCCCAAUCCGAGGAUGACGAGGUUGUACGGGAGGAUAGUCGCGACAUCGAAGACCGUUCACAGCUCAUCGCAGACUCUGGAGAACUUCGCCUGGGCACCGCUCGUAGACCCGCGGCUGCACUCAUCGGACACGCUCGCCAUGAAGCUGUCGCGGAUCGAUGGAGACGGAGAGAGUUCUAUGUCGAUGAAGAGGAAGGUCUCACUGCGCCAGACAGGUCGGAAUACGACCACGCGGAUGACUCCGACGACUUGUCCGCAGCUAUUGGCGGCCAAGCCGAUGCACCCACUGACGUCUAUGUCCGACCCUCACAUUCCCGUUCAUCCUCGCGUGUCCGCUUUGCCGACGAUCUUGAGUCUGAUGCUCGUUCUGAUAUCUCUGCAUCCUCGCGGCCCGUAGGAGAGCGGUGGGGCGGUUACCAAAUUCCAGAGGCCGAAGAGGACCUUGGAAAGGAUAUUCUCUAUCAGGUCACCCAACAGGGCUGCAACGAAAUGCUCGAUCCCAUCUUCAAGCGGAAAGAGGACAUUGCUAUGGAAGUGCAAGCAACCAAGUCCGAGCGCCAGAUGUGGCGCCAGAAGAUCAGUGCCUUCAUCAAGGACAUGGAGGAGAAAACCGGCGCAGACUUCAAGAACGACCCGCUCGUCAGAUCUCCCGAGGCCGAAGAGCUCAUGAGAGUCUCCCUUCAAUUUGUUGCAUUGGUUACCGGCCGGAGCUGGAAGACGUACCAAACCCUGAAGAACAAGGGUUUCAUUCCCAAUGAAGACAUUGACGCUCUCGACGGUUUCGUGGAGGAGGUCUUUCAACCUUUCGAACGGGAUCUACGACAAGCAGAAAAUAACGGCAUUUCUAACGAAGCAUACAAGAGUUUCAUUUCCUCCGCUAGGUCCCUGAUCGCAAAGGCUGCAAGGCGUAUUUCGGAGACGAAGAAUGAAUCGGGAACAGCGACAGAUACCCAGAAACGAGAGGCGAGGCUCGAAGUGGACUUGGUCGACAUGCAAUUGGACGAGCUAUUUGAGAGGUCGAAUCUAUUGGAGGGCGAUCGCGAGAGGGCAAGGCGGUCGGAAGAGCCAGGUAGGGAAGUUGGAGGGGAUGCAAACAACACCAACGGGGGCGACGGUAACGAGGACCCUGAAGUAAGGUGGCUUGAGCUUGUGAUGCGCCCCUCUGACGCCAGGACAUCGGGGCAGAGAAGAGAGCAGCCUAGCGCACGCAGUCAAAGAGCAGCAUCGCCGCCUAGGGAUAUAACUAUGCCACAAUUCCGCCCAAACAGCAUCCCGAGCAACCCUGCGCAAACUGGUUUCCUGCCCAUGCCGAACCUCAAUCUUCCUACCAAUACCACUGCGCCACCGGAGAGGCCGGAGACGCCUGAAAUCAUUCCUCCAGCUCCUCCAGUAGACCAAGCAGAGCCCCUCAACGACCCUACCAUGCCCCAAUUCCGGCCCAACAGCGAGCGCGACAUUCACCCGCCCAGAGCCUCAUCACUGAAUCCACCGCCGGCGCCCGUUUCUCAAGGAAACGCAGUCCCAACUAGCCGCCAGGCCUCGCCCGCUCCAGCGCCCAGCCAUGCGAACGAACCAACCCUCUUCAUCCCAAUCUCAUCCGAGGCAUCCACUUCGGAAAGUGGCUCAGAGGACACGCCCAGCUCCGGAGAAUCCACAUCGGCCGAGGAAGACGAAGACGAGGACGAGGACGAUGACGAUGACGACGACGACGACGACGAGGACGAUGAUGACGAGGACAUGGCCGCCGAGAUCCGCAUGCGGCCCAGCGACAUCCGCGACCUGCCCGAGGAGUUUCUGUCGCUCGUCAGCACGGCGAUCCGCGAGCAGCGCGUGCGCGACGCCAUCAACCACUCAUCGGCAGCGGCACGCGUGCCCAACGUGCACUUGCUCAACGCGUACGCGCGUCAAGACGACCACAGCGAGGCGCCCGACGAGCGCCGGAUGGCCCGGUUGGCCAUGUUGGACGGUGCGGAGAGCGAGAUCAAGAAGGUGGGAAGGGGCCGGAUCGGGUUCGAGGAGUUUGCGGAGAUGAUGCAGGGGCCGGCCGGUGGUGCGUUGGCCUUUGUUGAGGGGUGGCUGGAGUUGGGGAGUUUGUGA